Messenger RNA from Thlaspi arvense, 1020 nucleotides. Lineage: Eukaryota; Viridiplantae; Streptophyta; Magnoliopsida; Brassicales; Brassicaceae. The record is from the annotation of a GenBank genome assembly.
AUGGAAGCGAAGAAAGUGACAGAAGAGGAAGAAGAGACAUGGAGGAGAGAGAUAGUAACAAGUGUGAUGAGGAUAGUGAGCACGAGAUUGCCUCAGAGAGAUCUAAUUUCUCUGCUUCUCGUUAGUCCUUGGCUCUAUCGUACCCUCGUCUCUUACCCUUCAAUCUGGCUGAACAUCGAAUUGCGCGAGAUGACCAAUGCAGGGGAUCGGCUUUUAGCUGCUCUGUCCUUGUUUGAGCCGAAGCGACUCACUGUGCUUCCAAUUUUGCAGCCAAGAUAUCGUCAAGUGAAGCAUAUCAAUCUUGAAUUUUCCCAGGGUAUCGAUGACAGUCAUCUUAAACUUGUGAAAAGCCAGUGCCAGGAUGCUCUUUCAAGUUUAGAAUGCUUGAAUCUGAAUGGGUGCCAGAAGAUUUCGGACAGCGGAAUCGAAGCUAUAACUAGCAUCUGUCCCAAGUUAAAAGUGUUCUCUAUCUACUGGAACAGCCUAACCGACAAAAGUAUGCAGCUAGUAGCUGAAAGUUAUCAAGACUUAGAGUCAUUAAAUAUCACUAGGUGUGUUAAGAUCACGGAUGAUGGAUUACUUCGAGUGCUACAGAAGUGUUCUUCUCUCCAGACAUUAAAUCUCUAUGCUCUUUCAAGUUUCACAGACAAAGCCUACAAGAAGAUAUCACUUUUGGCUGAUCUAAGGUUCUUAGAUCUAUGUGGUGCUCAGAAUUUAUCUGAUGAAGGGCUUGGCCAUAUAGCUAAGUGCAAGAAGCUAGAGUCUCUCAACUUGACAUGGUGUGUUCGUAUCACAGAUGCUGGUGUGAUUACCAUUGCUAAUAGUUGUACCUCCCUCGAAUUUCUCAGCUUGUUUGGAAUAGUUGGGGUGACUGAUAGAUGUCUGGAGGCUCUUUCGCAGACCUGCUCUGUUACACUCACCACUCUUGAUGUCAAUGGCUGCAUCGGCAUUAAGAGACGAAGCCGUGAAGAAUUGCUUCAGAUGUUCCCUUAUCUGACAUGCUUCAAAGUACACAGCUAG